This is a messenger RNA of Aspergillus chevalieri, 1440 nucleotides long. RefSeq names its product peptidylprolyl isomerase fpr4 (gene FPR4). The coding region runs from base 1 to 1440 and encodes 479 amino acids. The transcript is spliced from 4 exons. Gene Ontology annotation, molecular function: macrolide binding; peptidyl-prolyl cis-trans isomerase activity. The record is from RefSeq and is a predicted model, not a curated record. Lineage: Eukaryota; Fungi; Ascomycota; Eurotiomycetes; Eurotiales; Aspergillaceae. Gene Ontology annotation, cellular component: nucleolus; chromatin.
AUGUCUGCUGUUCGUCCUGUCGCAGUCUAUGCCUUGAAGGUUCCCACCGGGGGAGUCUUGAUCCCUGCUGUUCCCCAGGCCGCGGCCUCGUUCCGUGUGAGCAUGGCUGCCAUUGAUCCCGACGAGACUCCCGAGCUCGAGGAUGGAAUCGACCCCAGCAGACCGCGUGCUACUCUUAAGAUUAUCCGCCCUCCUCCUGGAAUGGACAUUGAAGAGUCGGAUGAGGAGGACGACUGGGAAGAUGAUGAUGAAGACUCUGAUGAGGAGUCCAACGGCGGCCCCAGCGACAAGGAGAAGGCUCGCAAGCUCAAGGAAGCUGCUGCUCUGAAGGAGAUGGAAGAGGACGAGGACGAUGAUGACGAGGACGACGAUGAUGAGGAAUUCGACCUCAAGGCCGCCAUCUCCAAGCUUGUCAAGGGCAAGGCCCCCGCUACUGACGACGACGAUGAGGAGGGUGAGGACGACGAGAGUUUGGACGUCGAUGAGGCGGUCAUUUGCACCUUGGACCCUGAGAAGCACUACCAGCAAGCUCUUGAUAUUACUGUCGCCGAGGGCGAGCCCAUCUUCUUCAAGGUCACCGGUACUCACAGUGUCUACUUGACCGGUAACUAUGUCAUGCCUGCUGAGGACGGCCACGACCACGACCACAGCGACGAAGAGGAAGAGGACGACUAUGACCUCUCCCCCGAUGAGGACGAGUUGGACAUGGACGACGUCAUGGACGAGGAUGAGGAGGACGACAAGCUCGACGGCUUGGAGAACCCCCGAGUCACCGAGGUCGAGAGCGAGGAGGAGGAAGCCCCCAAGCUCGUUGAGGCCAAGGGUCAGAAGAAGGCUGACAAGGGCAAGAAGCGCGCUGCCGAAGAGGAGAGCCUGGAAGACCUAAUGGCCAAGGACAAGAAGGCCCAGCCUGAAGAGGGUCUGAGCAAGAAGCAGCAGAAGAAGCUCAAGAAGAACAGCGGUGAGGCUGCUGAAGUUGAGCAGAAGAAGGAAGCCAAGGACGCCAAGGAGGGCAAGGAAGGCAAGAAGGUCCAGUUCGCCAAGAACCUCGAGCAGGGCCCUACUCCUUCGUCGCAGGACAAGAAGUCCGAGACCACCGGUACCCUUGGCGUCAAGAACGUCAAUGGUGUCACCAUUGACGACAAGAAGCUCGGAAAGGGCCCUGCUGCAAAGUCCGGCAACACUGUCGCCAUGAGAUACAUUGGCAAGCUCGAGGACGGCAAGGUCUUUGACUCCAACAAGAAGGGCAAGCCUUUCAGCUUCAAGCUUGGUAAGGGCGAAGUCAUCAAGGGCUGGGACAUCGGUGUUGCUGGCAUGGCUGUCGGUGCUGAGCGUCGCAUCUCGAUCCCUCCUCAUCUCGCCUACGGGAAGAAGGCUCUUCCCGGCAUCCCGGGUAACUCGAAGUUGAUCUUCGACGUCAAACUCCUUGAGAUCAAAUAG